GAAAGAGGACAGGGCGAGGCAGAGCUGGGGCUGUCGGAGAAGCUGGGGCGAGGCUCGACUGGAAGAACCACCGCGAGUAUCUGCUGGAAAGAAAGAGAGAGACAGAGAGACUGAAACAGAGAUCGAGAGAGAGACAGAGAUCGAGAGAGAAGCACCGGUUCAAACUCCGCGGAGCAGCAAAACCACCGCCGCCGCCGCCGCCACUUUCCCCGGGGCCAGCGCCUCUUCCUCGCCUUCUCCACCACUUCAUCCUCCGCCUCGCCCGGCGCGAUGCCGCUCAAAGGAGGCACCAAGUGCAUCAAAUACCUGCUCUUCGGCUUCAAUUUCAUUUUCUGGCUUGCUGGCACAGCUGUCCUCGCAAUUGGACUAUGGCUUCGCUUUGAUUCACAGAACAAAGAACUCUUCCAAACAGAUGAAAGUACUUCGAAAUUCUACACAGGGAUUUACAUUCUCAUCGCUGCUGGUGCCCUCAUAAUGCUGGUUGGCUUCUUGGGAUGCUGUGGAGCAAUACGGGAGUCCCAGUGUAUGCUUGGCUUGUUUUUCACCUUCCUUCUCGUCAUUUUUGCUCUUGAAGUGGCUGCUGCCAUCUGGGGAUUUUCAAACAAAGAAAAGCUCCCUAAAGAAAUGCAGAGUUUCUAUGACACCUUAUUUGAGAAAAGGAAAGACAUAAAAGUAAAAAGCAGUCUGAAGACCUUCCAUUACGCAUUGAAUUGCUGUGGUCCGUCUGGUGUUCCCGAUCCUGAUUAUCAGGAUACCUGUCCUGAAAACCCCAAGCCAUGCCCUAAAGCUAUUGAAGACUUCUUCAAAAACAAGUUGAAUCUGAUUGCAGCUGUUGGCAUUGGAGUUGCUGUGGUGAUGAUUUUUGGCAUGAUCUUCAGCAUGGUUCUUUUUUGUGCUAUCAGAAGAGACCGAGAGAUGGUCUGAAGCCAUUUUAGAAAGUCUCCUCCCUUCAUACAAAGAAUCUCCAGUUAUUAACUUUGCAUUUUGAAUAGCAUUUCUAAAAGUAUAUAUUUCAUUUUUAAAUGCUUUAUUUAGUUUGGAUGUUCUUAAUUUUUUUUUCCUCUGUAAGUUUUUAAAUCUUAUUAAAAGGAAUCUACUCUUGGAAAGAUACUAUAUUUGUAAAGCUAAAGCCCUACCCACUUGUAUAUAAAGUUUUUGUCUCUAAAUUGACCGUCUUGCUUUAAGCUUAAAACUGGGAUGUAAUUUAAGUUGGAGAAAUUUUCAUACUUAAUAAAGAUUUAAGAC
Messenger RNA from Notechis scutatus (mainland tiger snake), 1245 nucleotides. RefSeq names its product CD9 molecule (gene CD9). Gene Ontology annotation, cellular component: plasma membrane. The record is from RefSeq and is a predicted model, not a curated record. NCBI's taxonomy places the organism in Eukaryota, Metazoa, Chordata, Lepidosauria, Squamata, Elapidae.